AUGUGUAUGGGUUUUCCUAGCAUCCCCAACAUCGCUCUCUUCCAUCACUGCAUUCCCAGUUUCACCGUCCAGGUCCUGGUCACUGGGCAGACCGGUGGCUGCGAGGAUCUGUUCUUAAAGAAGGUCUCUGACCGCCUUCCCGAGAAAAAUCUCAAACCAGAGAGGUACCGAGAGGACUCCGGCCACUUCCUGCUGGUCUUCUGCCCGGUGGUCUCUCGGGUGGGCACCGACAUGCAGAAUGCGCUGGAACAUCUCCAAGGUGAGUCGAAGUCUGUCUUGGUGAUGCUGCAUCACAAACCGAAAGAAUACGACCGCUUUCUGGACACCACGCUGCAGGCGCAACAUCCGGCCGUGGUGCGCACCGUCCACGCUCGCUACACACUUGAAGAUGGACUCUACGGCUGCCAGGUGAACAAGGAGGCCGUGGCUGCUGUGGCUGAAAUCCUCAAGGUCCAUCGCAAAAAGAUGACCAAAGAGCCUUCCGACCCUGCGGUCAAGCGAUCUCUCCUGGCCCAAUUGGUGCUGCCAAAAAGCAGCCAGCGAAGAGGCAACCCACCAAACUCGGAGCGUCAGUGGCCAAAGCAGAAGCCUCCGGCGGACGGAAGAGGCCAGAGGUUGGAAGACUGGGAGCCAAGGAAGAAAAGAAACUGGUAUUCACGUCCCAGGAAAGACUUUCCCAUCCAGGUGCUUGUCACCGGGCAGAUCGGGGACUGCGGCAAUGAGUUCUUACAGAGGGUCUCUGACCGCCUUCCCAAGAUAAAGCUCAAGAGGAAGAGGUACCGAGGGGACUCCAGCCACUUCCUGGUGGUCUUCUGCCCGGUGGUCUCUCGGGUGGGCACCGAUAUGCAGAAUGCGCUGGAGCAUCUCCAAGGUGAGCCCAAGGCCAUCUUGGUGAUGCUGCAUCACAAACCGAAAGAAUACGACCACUUUCUGGACACCACGUUGCAGGUGCAACACCCGGCCGUGGUGCUCACCGUCCACAUUCGCUACACACUCGAAGAUGGCCUCUAUGGCUGCCAGGUGAACAAGGAGGCCGUGGCUGCUGUGGCUGAAAUCCUCAAGGUCCAUCGCAAAAAGGUGAGGAAGCCCUGUCAUUCCUGGCCCAUCGUCCUGAACCUGGGAUCUGCAGUGCUUUGGAUGUGCUACUACUUGCAGAAAUCUCACUAUGAGAUCACGCUUCCGUUUCUGGUGAAGGACCGCGACUACUUUGUGGGCAGCAAGCUGCAGGCUCAACACCUGGCCAUAGCACAUCCAGUCCAUGUUGGCAACACGCUUCAAGAUGGCGUCAUCCAAACUUCAGGAGUCAAAGAGCUUUAG
Anolis sagrei ordinatus is the source of this 1317-nucleotide messenger RNA. Lineage: Eukaryota; Metazoa; Chordata; Lepidosauria; Squamata; Anolidae. The record is from RefSeq and is a predicted model, not a curated record.